AUGGCAUCUUCUUUGGCUUCAAUCGAAGCUUUAGUUGUCAAGUUGAAGGAGGAGAUGUUUUCGGACCAUCUUCACUACUCGUUUGUUUCACGUUCUGCUUACGACACAGCGUGGUUAGCCAUGAUUCCUCACCCACUGGAACCUACAACUCCAUUGUUCAAGAGUUGUCUUGAAUGGUUACUUAUUAACCAAAAUAGACAAGGGUACUGGGGAGAAUCAGUGAAUGGUGAUCUUCCUACCAUUGAUGCUCUUCCUGCUACUCUUGUUUGCAUGGUUGUGCUCCAAAAAUGGGGAUUGGGUGUAAAAAACAUAGAAAAAGGUUUGGAAUUUAUGCAUGUGAAUAUGGAGGAGAUGCUUCAUCAUGAUCGUCAUUUCCCUCUUCCUCGAUGGUUCUUGAUUGUUUUCUCGGCAACCAUUGAACUUGCAGAAUCUUCAGGCCUAGAGCUUAAAUUCUCUGAUCACAUGAAAUCAGUCAUUUCUCAGAUUUGUGCCAAAAAGCAACAAAUUCUUGGCAUGGAAGAGCUUGUCGAUAAAUGCCAUCACCCACCGUUAAUUGCUUACUUAGAGACCUUUUCGCCGACCGACUACAAGGUUGAUCAAGAAACCAUAACAAAGCAUUUGAGUGAAGAUGGCUCACUUUUUCAAUCGCCCUCAGCUACUGCACAGGCAUACAUUUCUACUGGAAACCAAAAGUGCCUUAAUUAUCUGAUACAACUUGUUCAAAAGUGUCCCAACGGAGUUCCACAAACGUAUCCAAUGGAUGAAGAACUAGUUGAACUCAGUAUGGUUGAUCAAGUGGAGAGGCUAGGUUUGUCUGAGUAUUUCACUGAGGAGAUUGACUGCAUACUGAAAAAAGUGUACAGGAGUUACAAGGGCCAAGAAUCAAUGCAUGAAAACAUGAACUUUAUACCAGCGAAAUUAUACAAGGACUCCCUUGCAUUUCGACUUUUUCGACUGCACUGCUAUAGCAUUUCUCCAAGGACCUUCUGUUGGUUUUUAUAUGAUGAAGAAAUAUUGGAUCAUUUAGAAAAAAACUGUGGACAGUUCACAAGCUUAAUGUACAGUGUUUAUAGAGCCACAGAUCUUAUGUUCAUCGGAGAAAAUGAGGCAGACCAGGCCAGAUCGUUUUCGAAGAAAAUGCUUCAGAAAAUCUCAACCAUAAAGAAAACAGUCGAUGAUAAUGUUGUCAUACGUCCGAAUUUAUCCAAAGUGAUUGAGGAAGAGCUAAGCGUACCGUGGAUUGCAAGACUUGAUCAUCUUGAUCAUAGGAUGUGGAUUGAACAAAACAAAGAAGAACCAAUGUGGAUUGGCAAAGCUUCCUUUUAUAGAUUGUCAUGUGUUCAUAGUAUGGGGCUAAUGGAAGUAGCUGUCCAGAACUUUGCAUUCCGGCAAUUGAUUUACCAAAAUGAACUAAAGGAACUAAAAAGGUGGUCCAAGAUGUGGGGACUUGCAGAAUUGGGAUUUGGUCGUGAGAAAACGACAUAUUGCUACUUUGUGGUUGCGGCCAGCACUUGUUUGCCCCAUGAUUCCAUUAUACGAAUGCUAGUCGCAAAAAGCGCGAUACUGAUUACUGUUGCAGAUGAUUUUUUCGAUAUGAAAGGCUCUCUUGAGGAGUUGCAAAUGUUGAUUGAAGCUAUUCACAGAUGGGAUGGUAAGGGCUUAAGUGGACCAAGCAAGGUUAUUUUCAAUGUGCUGGAUGAUCUUGUAAGAGAUGCUUCCAAGAUAUUGUUCCUUCAAGAACAGAUUGAUGUAACAGAAGACUUUCGAGAUCUUUGGAGAGAGACCUUUGACUCGUGGUUAACUGAAACGACAUGGGGAAAGAGUCGUUACGUGCCUUCAAAGGAUGAAUACAUGGAAAUCGGCAUGAUCUCCAUUGCUACACAUCUCUUGGUUCUCACUUCUUCGUGUUUCCUGAAUCCAAGCUUACCGAAGAACAAAAUCAAGCCCCAAAAAUACGACAACAUCACACGAUCGCUUAUGGCAUCUGCUCGAUUGGUCAAUGACAUGCAAAGCUACCAGAAGGAACAAGUAGAAGGAAAAAUGAACCUGGUGUUGCUUCAUUUCAAAGAAAACCCAGAUGCAAGCAUGGAUGAUUCAAUUGAUCAAGUGAAAAGUUUGCUUGAUAUGAAAAGGAAAGAACUGCUCAAACAUGUUUUUAUGGAUGAUAACAGUGAUUUCCCUAAACAAUGGAAAUACCUUCAUCUAUCAUGCUUCAAGGUGUUUCAAAUGCUAUACAACUCCACCAACCUAUUUGAUAAAGACACAGAACUUCAAGUAGAUAUAGAGAGAGCAAUUUACAUUACUCCUGAAAAUGGAUUUUCUAAACAACUGAAGUCGGGAACAACAUGUUAUCCAUCGCGAGAAAAGAAAAACUUGACGAUCAACGAUGGGUAUGAGAGAACUCCUCUACAGCGUUAUGGUGAAGGAAAUGCUUGGAUAAAGCGCAUGGAAAGGCAACAGGUAGUGCAAUUUCUUUUUGGAUUGAAUGAUAGUUACAUACAAGUAAGAGGUAAUAUUCUCCAUGAAAAACCUUCUCCUACUAUUGUUGAUGCUUAUGCUGCGUUGAUUCAAGAGGAACAACAGAGAGAAGUCAUUGCUCCUGUGAAAAUGAAUAUUGAAGGAAUGGACCCUCUCACCAAGAAGCCCUUGGUACUUGGUAAAAAGGUUGGAAAUCUCUACUUGUUGAACUCCAAUCAAGUCAAGAUUUGUGAUUCUGAUAGUUUUUCUGUAUCUAGUACUGUUAUGCUAGAUAAAUUUUUGAAAAUUGCAAAUUUCUUCCCACGCCUUAUAACGCCACAACGGGCCAUGGCGAGCUCCACGCUUUAUAUCCACGCGAAGGGGGUUAACGUGGCGGCAAGUAACUCAACACCUAUCGAGACUGAUCGAGAACCCAUCAAGACUGAGCGAGGACCUAUUAAGACUAAGCGAGAAUCUAUCGAGAAUCCAUUCAUUAACUUGACUGCCACUUUUAGCUUAUCAAGACGAAUCGAGAACCCAUCGAGACUUGUAACACCCAAAAUUUUAUCAAAACGGCUAGGAGAACGCCCUACAAAACGGUCGUUAAAUGGUCGAAGAACGGUCGGGCGGCCGAUCGAGUGA
Molecule: messenger RNA, 3099 nt
Organism: Cynara cardunculus var. scolymus (artichoke)
Lineage: Eukaryota; Viridiplantae; Streptophyta; Magnoliopsida; Asterales; Asteraceae
Product: S-linalool synthase-like
Exons: 16
Coding region: 1-3099 (1032 amino acids)
Biological process (GO): diterpenoid biosynthetic process
Molecular function (GO): magnesium ion binding; terpene synthase activity
Source: RefSeq, a predicted model, not a curated record